AUGCCCACGCCUCUGCAAGCUCACGGGCUGCGUGCUGCCGAUGUUCACACGACCGUCAAUCUGCUCAUUGACAAUCUAGUAAACAUCAAAGAUACUACCGGAGAAUUCCUUCUGCGCUUACCGGACGGCCGAGUAAUAGAUACAAAAGGCUGGAACGACUGGGAAUGGACUCACGGCGUCGGGCUGUAUGGCGUCUAUCAAUAUCACCUGUUGACUGGAUCUUCGUCCGCUUUGCAGGUCGUUGAGGACUGGUUCACCGCGCGCCUGGCCGAAGGGACCACGAAGAACAUCAACACGAUGGCUGUGUUCCUGACGCUAGCCUACCUGUACGAGAAGACGGGCAACUCGACUUUUCUUCCGUGGCUCGAGUCCUGGGCAUCCUGGGCCAUGCAUGACCUGGACCGGACACCCUACGGCGGCAUGCAGCACGUUACCUACCUGACUCCAAACACGAACGAGCUGUGGGACGAUACGCUGAUGAUGACGGUCCUGCCCCUGGCCAAGAUUGGGAAGCUGCUAAACCGGCCCGAAUACGUGGAGGAGGCGAAACGGCAGUUUCUGCUACACAUCCAGUUCCUCUUCGACACGUCUACCGGGCUGUUCUUCCACGGCUGGAAGUUCGACGAGAACGUCCCGGGGGGUGUCGGCCACAACUUCGCGCGCGCACGGUGGGCAAGAGGCAACAGCUGGCUCACGAUAGUCAUACCAGACUUCAUUGAGCUGCUAGACCUACCGGCCAACGACGCGUUCCGAAUCCAUCUUGUAAACGUGUUGGAAGCUCAAUGCAAAGCGCUGAAGAAGCUCCAGGCGCCAAGCGGACUUUGGAGGACGCUGCUCGAUGUGUCGGAGGAGGAAGGAAGCUACGUUGAAGCUUCUGCAACGGCAGGUUUCGCGUAUGGUAUGCUGAAGGCGGUACGGAAGAGGUAUAUCGGGCGAGAAUACGAGGAGGUCGCGGUGAAGGCUACGAAAGCGGCGCUCGAUAGGGUAAAUAAGGAAGGGGAGUUGCUUGACGUGAGCUUUGGCACAGCGAUGGGCGAGACGCUACAGCACUACAAGGACAUUGCGCUGACGAGUAUGCCGUACGGACAAGCCAUGGCGAUCAUGGCCCUGGGAGAGUUCUUGAGGACCUUCAUCUAA
Molecule: messenger RNA, 1137 nt
Organism: Coniosporium apollinis CBS 100218
Lineage: Eukaryota; Fungi; Ascomycota; Dothideomycetes
Exons: 1
Coding region: 1-1137 (378 amino acids)
Biological process (GO): carbohydrate metabolic process
Source: RefSeq, a predicted model, not a curated record